UGAAGUUGAGCCACAUGCCAUCGAAUAGCGAGAGAAGCGAAAGUGUACGCAGUAAUCGACAUUCACCUUAUCUAAACAGAAGGACUCGCCACGCCUGUGAGAAUUGCCGUCGGAAGAAAUCAAGAUGUCCUGGGGAGAAGCCAGAAUGCUCAUUCUGCACCCGACUUAAACAGAAAUGUGUAUAUGUGUCAAGUGAUCGUCUGAGUGGCCGAGGUAUAGAUGGUGGUGGUGACACCCGCGAGAGGCGGAACACCACAGACCGGCUCGAAGCAUCGACAGACGCAACAUCAGAGCGGCUCAGAUCGAUUGAAUCCAAGUUAGAAUCCCUUACCGAUGUCCUUGGCUCUCGUCUUCCACAGACAGACCAAAGCCAGAGACAUGCACACACACCUCACGAGCGACACACUCCACCCGACAUUAAUCUAUCUAAAGAACUUAUCUCUGAAGGAAUUGAAUUGUACUUUGCCCACUUCUGCAACCAGCCAUGUCCGCUGUUCGAUCAUCUACGCCUGUCUCCAUCCUUCCACCACUUCUCGCCAAUCGUCCUGUAUCCCAUGUUCGCACUGAGCCUGCGUGCAUCAACACAUCCGGAGCUAUCAACCCACGCACAACGACGCUCCUUAAUCCGAGAUCUCACCUCCAAAUCAUGGACCCUCCUCGUGAACGCGUACGCCGAGUUCGAAGUAACCAACGCCUACUUCCAAGCCCUCUGUCUCCUCGCGCAAGUCGAUUUCGGCGAAGGAAACCCAGAUCGGGCGCGCGCGCAACUAGCCCUCGGCCUCCGACUCGCGCAGAGCCGCGGGAUGCUGGAUCGAAAGUACUACGACAGCGUGGGAUCCGUCGGGUCGACGUGUGCGCAGGAGAUCGUGUGGACGAUGUUCAUGCUGGAGAGGAUGUACAUCGGAGGCACAAUCCGCGCGCCGUCGAUCCCGAGCGCGAUGUUCAAUUUGCCGACGUUUGAAGGCGGUCCUUCGUUGCCAGCUACGAACGAUGUGAGUCGUGAUGCUUCGGGUUUCAGACCGCCGUAUAAGUCGCCGGGGAUCGUGGAGAUUGGGAUCAGGAUUGUUAAGAUUUGGGAGAUGGUGAUCGUGGAUAUCAACCACCCGACGACGGAUACUGAUGUUCCGUUUUGGAGACACGAUUCCAUCUGGGCGGCGAUACUAUCCAGUCUCCUGGAUUUCGAACUUGACGGCGAACAACACACCUACGCCUCAAUGGGCCCGCCCGCCUCCGCCCUCGAAAAACCACACCUAAAACCCUACUACCUCACCUGGCUCUUCUACCAACUCGUCCACUCCGCCAUCCACUGCUGCCUAUACCACCCCUUCAUCAUCCUCACCAAAACGCAAUCCCUCUCCAACCGCGUGCCCCUGACCUUCCUCCAGAAAUCCCACCACUCCUCCCUCAUCUACGCAAACUGGGUCCACCGCUUCCUCGUCGAGUCCUCCGCCGCGCACCUCCCCGUCCACCACUGCCCGUUCCUCGCCUACCUGGUCGGCAUCGUCGCGUCGAUUCACCUCGAAUCGAGCAGCUCGUCCUCGAACAGUGCGGCGGGCUCGGCGAUUAGGAAGUUUGAGAAGUGCGUUGAGUUUCUGAGGCGCGUGGCGCGGGAGUCGUGGCCGGGUGUGGCGCGGACGGUAGGGGUGCUGGAGAGGUUGAGGGAGAGGAUGGGAGGGACAGGGAGGGAAGGGAUGAGUUAUGUGGAGGUGGAGUAUGAUGGCGGGGUGCCGAUUGGGAGGGCGAGGAAGGUCGGGCUCGAGGAGGAUGAGGUGGAGUUGAUGUGGAGUUUGUUUGACUUUUCGGGGGUGGCGAGGGGGGAGGAGGCUGAGGUGAGGGGUGUGAGAGGGGAUGAGGAGAUGGGGACUGGGAUGGAGGCUGAGAGGGUGGCGGGUGAGGUGGGAGAUGUGAAUGUAGAGGUCACGGCGGAGAGCGAUGUCGAUGCGAUUGAUUCGUUUGCUGGGGUGGAUUGGUCGGACUGGUCGUUGUUUGGCAGGCCGUGGUUGGCAUACUUUCCCCCAGAUCACGACAUGGGGUUUCAGUGAUGGAGUUACAGUUGUGUUGUGUCUUCUUUGGGGAGCUAGAGGAAUGAAAUCGUGUAUUGUCGAGCUCCUUCCUAGAUUUGCUAUAUUUAAAGGGUAGCUAUGAGAAGGCUAGCGGAACAUUCAUGCUUCUUAAUGAACU
Molecule: messenger RNA, 2181 nt
Organism: Aaosphaeria arxii CBS 175.79
Lineage: Eukaryota; Fungi; Ascomycota; Dothideomycetes; Pleosporales
Exons: 5
Coding region: 15-2042 (675 amino acids)
Biological process (GO): regulation of DNA-templated transcription
Cellular component (GO): nucleus
Molecular function (GO): zinc ion binding; DNA-binding transcription factor activity, RNA polymerase II-specific
Source: RefSeq, a predicted model, not a curated record